Messenger RNA from Bactrocera latifrons, 6028 nucleotides. Its product is annotated as type I inositol 3,4-bisphosphate 4-phosphatase. Gene Ontology annotation, molecular function: phosphatidylinositol-3,4-bisphosphate 4-phosphatase activity. Gene Ontology annotation, cellular component: cytoplasm. The record is from RefSeq and is a predicted model, not a curated record. The transcript is spliced from 16 exons. The coding region runs from base 491 to 4519 and encodes 1342 amino acids. NCBI's taxonomy places the organism in Eukaryota, Metazoa, Arthropoda, Insecta, Diptera, Tephritidae.
UGUUGUUAUUCGGUAAUAAUAAUUUAAUGCGCUUAUUUGCUAAGUCAAUGAAUAAAUAAAAGCAUUACCUUAGCUGCAUAGCUGCAGCUGGAUACAAUUAAAGGUACGGAAAAACAUCCGGAAGAGCAAACCGUGUGCUGUGGAAAAAGGUUAAUUAGAAAUUGAAAGUUUUCGGGGUGAAAGUGUGUGUUAAAAAUUAAUAGUUCAGAAGUGAAAAAUAAUUUGCAUACGUUCCAUAGCAGCCAAGUUAUAAAAUUGUUGUAUAUCUGUAUAACUUGAAUUCCCACAAAUAUCUGUUUAUUUAACAAAGGCGUUAUAUCUUCACACAAUUUAUGGCGAAUUUGCAAAGUCUCUAUAAUACAAAAGAUUUUGUCAAAUUUGCGUUGUAACACUCGAGUUACAGUCAUCGAGCUAUUACAAAUAAUAGCAAUCUCCAAAGUUCCAAAAUAACGGAGACAAAAGGUGACUAAACCGUGAGAUACCUGAAAAUAUGCGCUUCAAUAAGCAUGGUUUAGCGACAUUAGCCACAAACCCUACAAUAAAAUUUGAAAAGGAAGGACUUUUGAUAAUAACAGAACGUCAAGAGGGGUUUUUUCGCCGUGCAGAUGUAAAUUACCCGCGUUGGUGUAAGUUGCGAGGUAAUUUGUUAUUCUACCUAAAGGAUCACGAAGCUCAGUCACCACCAGCUGGUUUACUCGUGCUUGAAAACUGUCGACCAUUGAUACGAAAUGAAGAGCGCGAAUUUGACGGUUUCGCAUUCAUUUUAGAAUUCGAAGGCAGUCAACCGCAGCGAAUCUCAACGCGUACGGCCAAAGAGCGCUUGGAGUGGGUGAAGUGCAUUCAGUUAGCCUCCUAUGCCUAUUUAGAUCGGCAAAUUAAAUAUUUACAAGAUCAAAUUGCUCUUAAAAUGGGCAAUCGCAUUGAGAGUGGUGUGUCACCGGCGACCACAUUUAUAUCAGCCACCGAUGCAUUACUUUUGAAUACGGCAACCAAUGGUGGAGGCGCUGCUGCAUUGACAGUGGCAAAAACAAAAAGUUCAGCAUCGAUCAAAGUGGAAGAAGACCUCAGCGAAAUACCAAUUUGUGAGUCUGCCUUAUCCUGUGAUAGUAUGCCAUGUGGCGAUCACGGACGACUGCCGAAUACACGCGUCGUCUGUUCAUUACUUUUACUUGGUAAUACAUGGCAUGAUUUUGCGCGUACCGAAGUCGUCGAACGCUCUGCGAAUCCGCAAUUCUUGUGCACUAUGCGAUUUAAACGAAGUGAUGGCUUCUCAGCAGACACACUGUUACGUUUUACAGUAUAUGAUGUACGCGAACGCUUGUCACACACCGCUGUGCCACUUGCUUACGCUGAAGUGGCUUUAGGUGUCAUACAAGAUGCUACUCGCUUUCGUAUUCCACUGCGUGCGUUGGACGGUGAAGGUGGCUUUAUAACGAUCGCCUCAUGGGCUCCAGAGACAGAUCGACAAUCACCACCUCGUUCCACUACGCAGGUGUUUGAAGAGCAUACGAAAGGUCAUCGACGUUCGCAAUCUCUGCCACCUAAAUUGGGGGUGAAACUAUUUGUACCUUUUCAAGGCCUUCUGCAAGUAGUAUUCGCAAAUCCUUGGAUUCACACAUAUCGUUUACACUCAGGUAUGGGAGGCGACAUCAGUGUCCACGAGACAUUGCUCGAAAGCAAAUACAGCUUUACAAUACCUCAACAAUUACUCUCUAUAUGGAUAUUGCGAGAAAAGGAAUUGUUACAAGAAAUCUCCGGUAUGGGUGAAUUAGGUGGCGAAUGGCGACGACGCCAAAUGGAUCUACUUGAUAAACAUCUAAAAUUGCUGAAAGAUUAUUCGCAGGCGAAACAAAAUCUGCAGCCGAUUGCCAAGGAGGAAGGUCCGUACUUCAAACGUUCUUCCGUAAAGACUGAUGAAUCGCUUGAAUUUAUACCAGUAAACUUGCAUUUGCAACGAAUGUGGGCACAAAAUGACACCUUGAAUCGAUCUGGUGUUCUGGAUAUUAUAACGGUUGGUGCAUUUACACGCCAUGCUGGCAAAGGACGUACUGGAGGACUUAUAAAGUUAUUACAAGAAACCAAAGAUUCACCAUCGAAAUUCGAACAGGGCAAUGCAUGCAAAGUGCAAGCCGCCAACGAUGCCGUACAGGCUAUAAAGCAGUUGCGUAAGGAAAUCGUUGAAAUAAUGUCACAACUACUAUCACUUGCUAAGAGUAAAAACCCAAAAGGUAUGAUGCCUUUGUGCAAUGAGAUGAUUACUAAAACUAAAACCUUACUGAAUAUAUGGGAACCAAGCUUGGUAGAGGAGGCGUUCGCAUUUGUUGAACAGCACCGCAUCAUUGAGGAACCUGACAACGUAUUGAUGCCCAUGUCACCAUUUCGAAAAAUCACUCAACAACUCUGCGCUCUAGACUUGAAAUCUCCUGAACUGGAAGAUUUUGCGACACCUAUAGUCGCUCCACCAGACCUUUGGCCUCGCACUAAGACCCCCACAGGUUUCGCCGGCUGUGCUGGUCGCCCAUUAGUUCGCUCCAAUAGCCUUUGUUUACGGCCGUCACCCUCGACGAUGGACAUAAAUGCCAUACAUGCACUACAUCGCAACGUAAAAAGUUACAACGAACAAUUACGCAAUCGGGCGGCAAUCAAAAAUAUUAGAACUGGUGUUGAAAGCGAUUCAGAAGCGGAAGCUACAUUCCAAUCUUUACCAGUAAAUCUGAAUGACAACGCAACCGAUAUUACUUUUACUGAAAGCCAUUUUAGCACUGCAGAUGGUUUAAAUGCGAACAUGGGCAAUGAUGUUUCAACGCUUCAAUUAAUUGACCUAGACGAUGUUGAUAUGGAGCAGUUGAAUAACGGAAGUCACAUUCCCUCUUCGCAUACAUCUGUGCUAAGCAAUUUCGAUACAACGCGCAUAGAUUCUGAGUUGGAUGUAGAUUACAAUGCUACCGCACAACAACAUGGCAGUUUUCUCGAUACAAGAAUUAUGAGUUCUUCCCCAUCGGCUAAUUACUAUCGACCCACAGAGGAGCCCGAGCCACUCGAUUUAACGCAACUAAACAUUGAAGCAAGUGUUAUGUGUCUCGUGAGUAAAAUUAAGUUUCUCUGUGGACGUUGUGGUAGUCCAGCAAUACGUCUGCGACAUCCAAAGCCUAAUAUGAAACGAACGGGAUUCCAACACUCUCCCGCACCGCCAGAUCUUGUAGCUAGUCAAAAUAAGAUAACAGAAAUCGAAGAUAGUGGCAUAGUAUCAGAAGCUAAUGAUGAGCAGCAAGUGGUUUCCAAUGGUAAUGGGCUGAACUUAGACCUCACACAUAAUGUUGAAGCGCUGGAGCAAAGUAAAGAACAUGAUCAUCCAUCUUUGACCAAAAUGGAAGGUAUCGCGCCACCUAAAAAAGGAAACAAAUUCACGGAUGGUCUCGACUUGUCGCUAACCACAGAUUGGGCUUCCGAGUUGCGCCCCUCGAUGCGAAAAUUACGACAUGCCAUGGAUGGGUUGCUGAAAACAGCGCGCCUAAUGCAUUCCGUACAACGUCUACAGCAGGAUAUGAAACGCAAUAGUAUAAAUUUAGAAAUUAUGUAUCGGCGUGAUGUGUGCUUUUCGCAAGCGUUGACAUCUCUCAUCGCUGCCCUAAUGGCCAAACUAUGGGGCACUGAGAUAACCGAAAACUUUAUCAAGAUACUCAGGGAUUUAGGACCACUAGCAUACUUCGAAGGUUUGCUUUCGUUGUAUGGCAACGAAGCGGACAUGUGGGGCGAUAUGUGCAUCGCUAUUGAGGAUCUUUCUGCAGUGAAUUUUACCCUAAUACGCAGUAAUACACAAUGCGAUGUGCACACGCCGAUGCCAAUUCCACGAGUCACUGGUUCGAGGCAAUCACUCAAUGUUUUGCUACCCGUGCCAGAGCAUGUGUAUGCUGUAAUGCCAAUACAAGAGACGAUCACCUUCAAAUUAACACCGGUAUUCUUCAAUAUCGGCAUCAAUGAAAAAGCAACAUUAGCCGAAACAUUGGGCCAAACACGUGAACAACACCGUUCGAAUUGGGACAAUUUUGUGCGUCUGAAACAGUAUUAUAGUCGCUAUCGUAAGUUGCAACUCGUUACGCCAGAUACGCCAAGCAAGCAUGAACCCCAUCCCCCGGCAACGCAAGCACUCAGUAACAUACUCAAUUUUAUGGAGGAUCAAUUGCGUUCAAAUGUAUCAAAGAAUGUGAAAAUUUUGCAUUUAGCCGAAGAUGCGUGUCGCCUAAUGUCUGGCUUGCGUUUUACCUCAUGUAAAAGUGCCAAAGACCGUACUGGAAUGUCGGUGACGCUGGAACAGUGUCGAGUGCUCGUGCAAGAGUUUAAUUUGCCAGCCAAAAGUGUACCCUAUGUGCUGAGCACUAUGCGCAGCGAUGGAACACGUAUGGAUAAUGUCUUUAAAAAUAUUGAUAAGCGCAAAUAUGCAUUCAAUUUGCCACAGGUUUUUUCAUUACCAGCAAUGUAUAGACCACCAGCUGGUUCCUACGGCAAGGCGGAGACCUAAAUACAUAAACAACAUUUUAAAUGCUUGAGAAAGCAAAAAGUAGUAUCAAAUUCACUACAAUAGGCAGCAAAUUGUAAUAUCAGCAUAGAUUAGAAUUCACAUAUUUCAGUAAGAGCCUUUAUUAACCUCAUAUGUUGGAAUUUGAUAGACGUGAUAAAAAUUUACCAAAAGAAAGGGAGCCUCAAAUGAAAAAAAUAUAUAUUUAAUUGUUAAAUUAUUAUGAUAAAAUUCAUACGCACAUUUUUCAAUAUAAUUUAGUUUUAAGAUAAGUGAAAUUAAGUUUAUUGGUAUGAAAGCAUAUUAGGUUUAACUUACUACUUUUUGUCUCAAGAAAUAAGUAUUGUUUGUAAUUAAUACUUUUAAAAUGGUUUCUAUAAUUUUUAUAACAAAAGUAUAAAAACUGUAAAAUGUCGUCUUGAUUGGUGAUAUUCUCAUCGGCUUGUUAAUUCUUUACGUUAUUCGUUAACCGAUAACGGGAUAUAUUCACGUCACCAAUCUGGCAAGCUUAAAGGCUGUAAGUUGGCGCGUCAAUCAGCUGUUCGAAAUUAUUUUAAUUUGCAAUUUACUUUCAUCGUGGAAUUUAAGAAUAUUUAUUUUAACAAAGUCUUACCUUCAAGUGAAGAAAAAAAAAUUGCUGUUGGAAUAGAGUUAUAAGACUUAGUCUUUAAAAAGUGCUUUUACUACUUUAACUAAUAAUUUCAACUUUUAUUAAGGCGCUGAUGCGGUAACGUGAAGUGAAUGCUUAUAAAAAUUAUCUUAAAAUCAAUUAUAAAUGAAAAUGUUUUAAACGGUUAAGCAGUAAAAAAUCUAAGAAUCUCAAUAAUGCUUGUUGCUCGUCGUACUUAAUUUUAUUCCUUCACUAGUGACACACAAUUUAAUCAAAUGUGCUAAAUAAUUUGGCAAAAUUUAAAAUUUCUUGUUUUGAGACUAUUUUUGCAAGUUUUUACACUAAUACAGUAAAUUUGUUGCGAAAAAAUUGAAGUUAUAUAAAUAUUUCGGCAAGCCCUUUUUGUGCCAAUUAAAUCUCUUUUUAACACUAUUCUAUGAAUAUGCGCUUUUAUCACCCAUAUAGAAAGGAAGAAUUUAUUACAAACCACAAUUGUGCCAAAUAUUUAUUAUCGAGAAUGAAUGUAAUAUGUAUUAUCUCUUUUUUAAAAUUAGUAUUAUAGUGACGAAAACGCUUUAGUUACGAAACGAGAAAUACACAUCAGACUCUAAAAAAUGUAAGUUGCGAUAAUCGGUUUUUAUCAAAUUUCUAUUAAUGUUUAAUGUAUUUUAAGAAGUUUAUUUGUUGACAAUUUCAUGCAAACGUUAAAAAAUUCAUAAAUAUUUAUUAAUAGUAAUUACACAAGAGAUAAUAAAUUGUGCCGCAUGCUAUAAGGAAAACGGUUGUAUGAGACAUAACGGCCCUUAGUUUUUAUGUAACAAAAAUAUUAAAUUAAGUUGGUUGAAGUACUUGUAUUUAUAGUGACCACACAAUAAAAAUUCACUGGUAACGUUUAAUAAGGA